Molecule: messenger RNA, 894 nt
Organism: Alternaria arborescens
Lineage: Eukaryota; Fungi; Ascomycota; Dothideomycetes; Pleosporales; Pleosporaceae
Exons: 1
Coding region: 1-894 (297 amino acids)
Source: RefSeq, a predicted model, not a curated record
AUGGUACUACUCAGUAUUGCCAUCACCCUCACUGGUUUCGCCACAAUGGUGCUCGGCUCCACGGUAUCUCAGGCCAAGCUCCACAGGGUCUACGAGUGCACCGAGUACAACAGAGGCGUAACUGUCUGUUCGCCCUACACCAAUGAGAUCUACCAGUGUAAUGAAGACGGCUGGGACUGGGUUACCACCUGUUAUGACCGCAGAUCACCCUGCAGUAAUGGUGCCUGUGUUCCUUCGCCCACUGCAAACAAGAGCCGAGAGGCCGAGUGCGACGAAGGCCAAAAGCGAUGCCUGACUUUCUACGACCGCGGCCACGACGGCAUCCAAAUCUGCAAGAACGGAAAGUGGGAGCUUCUCGAUCCAUGCCGCUGCAACAGAGAUCCUGAACCUCAAUGCAUGCCCAUCGUCUCUCGCGACAUGACCAAACCGCACCAGUGUAUCGAGGGCGAACCGAAGUGCAUGCUCCGCAACGAGGAUGGAAACGGAGGCACACUCUUCAGAUGCGAAAACGGGUUCUGGAAAACGCAUAUGCAAUGUCGACCAUGGGAACGCUGUCAUGACGACCCAGGGUUCUCUACAUGUUCGUGGCUGGAUGCUGCUGCCGUUGCCGACGACCAUGACAAAGUCACUACUCUUGCUGGAAGGGACGAUAAUCCUGCACACACACCUCCAGAUUUUCACUGCUGCGUCGAGGGCGAAAAGUACUGCGGCAUCAUUAAUAGACGCAAUGGCUCUAUAACUGCUGUCUUCCUGUACGAGAACGGCACUUUCAAGACCUUGAAGGAAUGUCGAUAUUCCCGUUGCAUUGAGGAUACGCGUGGUCCUCACUGCUAUAUCUGUUUUACUAUGGAAUGUUCCAUUGAUGGGCUAGCGGAGGCUAUUCACAGAGCCUAA